ACGAGGAGCGCGUCCGGACCGAGAGCUGCGCCCAUGGAGCGCCGGCAGGCGGACCGAGCGGCGGCGGCGCGGUGGAGCGCGCGCGCGCUCGCGCUCGGCGCCGCGUGCCUGCUGCUGCUGGCGGGGAUGCACGAGAGCGCCGCGAUGCCCACCUGGACCCCCGAGGAAGAAGCGCACCCCACCGGCGUCUUGGUGAUCGGGAUUGGUAAGAUACUGCACUCCCGGGUGCUCAAGCUGUCCCGGAACAAGCGCUACACGCUGACGCCGGAGAAGCUGAAGUGGGACAAGUUCAAGCUCACCUACAAGCUGCUGUCAUUCCCCAGGAACCUGAUGAACGUGAGCGACACGCGCCGAGCCUUCUCCAAGGCCUUCCGCAUGUGGAGCGACGUGUCUCCCUUCACCUUCCGGGAGGUGCCUGCCCACGAGGAGGCCGACAUCAAAAUAGGGUUCUACCCCAUCAAUCACACCGACUGCCUACAGUCCUACUUGCAUCACUGUUUCGAUGGAAUCACUGGAGAGCUGGCCCACGCUUUCUUUCCCCCGCAUGGCGAGAUCCACUUUGACGACGACGAGUACUGGAUUCUGGGAAACAUGCGCUUCAGCUGGAAGAAGGGCGUGUGGCUCACGGACCUGGUCCACGUGGCGGCCCACGAGAUCGGCCACGUCCUGGGCCUGAUGCACUCGCAGAACCCCGAGGCCAUCAUGCACGUGAACGCCACGCUGACGGGACGCAAGCUUAUCACGCAGGACGAGUUGUGGGGCCUGCACAGACUCUACGGAUGUUUGGACAGACUGUUUAUCUGCUCCUCCUGGGCCCGGAAAGGCUACUGCGACAGCCAGCGGAAGCUCAUGCAGAAGCACUGCCCGUCCAGCUGCGAUUUCUGCUACGAGUUCCCUUUCCCAACGGUGGCCCCAACGCCCAUCCCCCGCAGGACCAAACACAAGCUAGUAGCCGAGGGCCGGAAGCUCACCUUCCACUGCGGGAAGAAGAUUGCUGCAAAGAAGGGUAGAGUUUACUGGUACAAAGACGGCGAGCUCCUGGAAUUCUCGCACCCGGGGUACAUCUCCCUCAGGAACGACCACAUCAGCGUCGUGGCCAAUGCCAUCAACGAAGGCCUCUACACGUGUGUGGUGAGGAAGAACAAGAAGGUGCUGACCAACUAUUCCUGGAGGGUACGGGUACGAUUCUGAUGCCCCUGGUGCCGAAAGGCCACCGAGCGCACAGACAGGCACGCGGAGACCCCUGGGCCCUUAGGUCAGAGGGCAGCCUCACUCAGCUGCGCACAUAUUCGAGAACCAAAUCUGAACCACCGUUUAAGUUCCCAAGUCAACCUGUGUGCUCUUUUUUUAAAGGCAUUUUAAUAAAUAAAAACUUUCCAGCUGUCCGACUUCAGUCAGUCAUAAAUGUUGUCUCUGUGGUGACGGCUUGAAAAGCAGCAUUUUUGCCUUUUCUAGUCAGGAUUUAUUAAAAGUAGAUUGAUUCCAAAAGACUGACUUUUCCUGAGUGCAAAAACAGGACUAAUCAAUUUUCAAAAUCUAUUUGGAAGAGGGGAAAAUCAUUGUAACAUUAAUGUUAAGCAAUGCAAUGCAAGAGAACUACUACAAAAAAAAAAAAAGCUUCAAGUUGUCAUUCCUCACUAAAACAGAACUGUGAUCAACAAAAAAAAUCAGACAUGUAUUUUAAAACACUGUCAUCUGAAAUGACACAGAAGCAUUUUGAAGCCUAAACAUUACAGACUGAAGCUAUUUACUUGGAAAAGUGCCUGGAAAAUGUUGGCUUAUGUUUAGAGGCCUUUUGCUUCUUAAUGGAUAUAAAAAAAUAAAAAAAAAACAAAAAACAAAACUGAUGCCCCAUAACUUGUAUGCAUCCUCAGACGCCAGUUCAGACAUUGCUAAUUCAAAGUUAAAACUGGCAGACAAGGAUAGUUUAAUAUAAGCAGCAAACCAGCUAAAGGACCUUGUUUAUCCCAGUGUUCC
Molecule: messenger RNA, 1977 nt
Organism: Scleropages formosus (Asian bonytongue)
Lineage: Eukaryota; Metazoa; Chordata; Actinopteri; Osteoglossiformes; Osteoglossidae
Gene: mmp23ba
Product: matrix metallopeptidase 23ba
Exons: 8
Coding region: 34-1191 (385 amino acids)
Biological process (GO): extracellular matrix organization; proteolysis; collagen catabolic process
Cellular component (GO): extracellular matrix
Molecular function (GO): metalloendopeptidase activity; zinc ion binding
Source: RefSeq, a predicted model, not a curated record